UGUGAUUAUUAUCAUAACCUUACAUUUUCAUGCAUAAACAAGCAAACACAUUUAGCAUUAUAAACGCUUAGAUAUCGUACAGUUAGUAGUAUUAUCACAGAAAUAUUAUGACUUGAAGAGUACUUAAUGCGAUAACGAUUCUCGAAGGAAUGGAUAAACACGGUCGGAACAAGGUGCAGAAUAAAAAGCUCCCGAUCACCGAUAUCAAAGUCGACACCUCAAUCGUCGCGAGGCGAAGCUUAUUACCUCUGAUAAAAGGUUAUUACCAGGAAAGCGCUCUACCCGCUUGGCAACAAACUGCCUACCCUCUAGCCAGUAUUUAUUAUGCUCUCAACGCCGAUACGGAUCCGACUCGAAGAAUCGGCGAUUUUAUCGAAAAUUCAGCCGUUCGGCCGCACUUUAAACCGCCUACGCUUCACUGCGAUCCAUACUCGGAAGAAGAGGCGCGAAUUAGAUAUCUCGAGACAAAACCCGUCUGUUACAUCGUCUUCGGAAAGCCGGGCUUGGAUGUCGAACGACUGGCCGAGUCGAUCGCGAUCGAGAGAAACUGCGUCUUGAUUUCGGCCAGUAAGAUCCUGCGUGAUAUCGAGGAAAACGGUGAUUUGCGCAAGAGGAACAAAUUUGAAUGCGGAUGCGAUUCAAGGGAAGAUAUUGCAUGGGAUAUUGUGCUGGAUCGCGUUGAUAAGCGGGAUAUUUUGCACAAGGGUUACGUGCUCGAAGGUUUGCCUAUUACUCAGAGCUGUAAACCGUCCAUCGUUUCAGCUUCUUCGGAGUCGGUUGGAGAGAACGAUAAUUAUUUAUUGAUAGCUCUGCAAACAGAGUCGACGGCAUCGGAGGAAACGGUAAUUACGCGCGAAGCUGCCGAUUCGCAGAAAUCUACGUCAUCGAGCGAAUUGAGCGUUCAGAGCACAUCAGUGAAGUCUUUGUGUUCGAUGUUGUCGAAUAAUAAUAAUACCGAUUUGUUGGGCAUUUCGACUUUGGCGAGCGAGUCAAGUAUGAAAAGUUCGGAAACAUGCGCGUGUUCCAAUCAAGCGAGUGAUGUCACUAAGUGCUCAAGUACCGUCGCAGCUUCAAUACAGCUGGAAGAAAUUUUCAAUAAUUGGCACUUGAAGCCUAAUGUUAUAAUACACGUUAGCUGUCCUGACGAUGAAAUUUUAGAAAAACAUAACGCCAGAGAUAGCAACUCAGAGUCAUCGGCUGAGCAAAUCGAAAGAGAAUCUGAUAGCCUCUCUGAAUUGUCUGAUAUGUUGUCGAACAAGCUUAGCAACAAUGCAAAUUCAGAAACUCAAUUCGGAAAUCCCACCGAGCGCUUAAUCGAUGAAUUGCGCAACUACGAGGAAAAUUGCGCGAAAAGUAUUGAAAAAGUUAUUUCCUCGCACAAUCCGCAAAACGUAAUACGUAUCGACGGACGCUACUCCUUUGAUCACUGUUUUCAAUCGAUAAAGAUACGUUUGGAAUUUUUACCCUUGCGAGCGGUGAUUAUCCCUCGAAGAAUGUCCGAAUUAGCGAGCAAUUUCGGCAGCGGCGACGACGAGACCGAGAGCGAGAAUGAAAGCGAAGAUUACGAGCACGAGUCCUUUGAAAAUUUCGAGGAUGAAAAUUUAAAUUUGAAACGCGUAUUCGACGAAAUAAAGCGAAGCGGAAUACCGUCUGCCAAGUUUCAAUGGAAAUUAUCGCGUUGGAAAUUCCUUUGUCCGGUCGAGCUGGCAAAGGGGAGGAAAAUCGAAGGAAGGAAAAAGUUGGCCGCGCGAUUCAUGAAUUGGGUAUUCUUCUUGUCGUCGAACGAUGCAAUGGAAGCUUUCAUCGAGAAUCCAAGGCCGUAUUUACUGCCACCGAAUCCGAGAGCCUACUGUAGAAUCACCGUAAUUGGCCCCCGAUUCUCGAGGAAAACGAGAUUAUGCUUUGAUUUAGCGAGGAACUUGGACAGCGUCGUUAUAAAUUUACGUGAUAUAAUUGCGAGAUUAACUCAAGAAACGACGGGAAGCUUCGACACGUCGGAAUUAGUUUCUGCGAUUGUUGAGAGUACCGAAAAUUUGCCCGAACAAGAUUGCGGAGAUUUUUCGAGGAACCGAGGAUGGAUUUUGGAUGGUUUACCGUUGGACUUUGAGCUUUGUAAGAAGCUUUUGGAGAACGAUGUACAUAUCGAUAGCGUCAUUGUACUGUUUGAAAGCGAACCGUAUUCUAAGUCGAUGGAGGCAUUUUUUAAAGUGCAAGAUGAAAGCUCGGAGCAAAGUGUGAGCGAAGAAUCUUGUGAAAGCAGUAUCGAAGAGACGUCGCAAAAUCACAGCGGUAAAUCAUUUUCUCUGUCGCAGUAUGAGGAGCAGCUUAAAUACUUCGAGAAUAAUAGAAAAUUCUUCGCCAACAAGCUGUCACACAUUGGCGUCGAUGUCAUUCUAUGCGAUCUUCAAAAAAUCGAUGAUGUAUCAGAUCACAUAAUAUCUCAAGUGCGAAAAGAUUACCAGUUUACUGUAAGACGGUUAGAUGAAAAGGACGAUGAUUAUCUCGAUGACGAUGACGAAGAAAAUCAAGUAGAAGGAAGCAGCACGGAAACUAACGGUACCACUAGCUCGUUAAGUAGUCAACAAGAUAACAAUCUUCUCUUGGGCGACUGCAAUGUUUUCUGCCCGAUCGCUUUGAUAGAGCAUAAGGUAUUGUGGAAAGGUAAAGAAAAAUAUCGCUGCUUGCUCGAUGACAAGUUGUUUUUCAUGUCAAGUGAAUCGUCGCUGCAUAACUUCGUCAACGAUUAUACAAAAUUGCAAUUACCACUUUCUAAGCCUUUUUCGCACAUUCCACCCCUUAGAAUUUUCAUCGUUGGUCCGCCUGGAAGUGGCAAGUCGACUCUAGCCAAGUCGAUUUCAAGAGAAUACGGCCUAGCGCAUAUUGAUUUUUACAAACGUCUAGAAGAGUACGCUCUGAGUCGCGGAAUAGACGUAAAACAUUUGAAGUCGAAAUACGCAAACCAAUACGAAGAAGAAAACUCCAGCGAAGAUUCAUUCGAAGAAGUCGAGUCACCGGAAAACUUUGAUGAUUCAAAAUACGAUACAGGCAAAGCAACGAUAAGCAGCUUCUUCAUAAAAUACAAAAAAGAAGGCACUGCACUUCCUCGUGCUGUAGCAAACGAAUGCAUACUAAACUUUUUCAAGACUCCUUUCGAUCAAUGCGGUAUAGUCGUCGAUUCUUUCCCCAACUGUAUCGAAGAUUGCGAAAUGAUGUUGAAACUAUUCGCUAUUCCCGAUGUCAUCGUCGAACUUGAGUGCAGUUACGUCGAUUCGGAGGAAAGGUCGUUAAAAUCGAUGAUGGUCGAAUGGAAACUAGAACAAGAGACAAAGAGAAACGAAGAGGAGACUAGAUUUUCCGAUCUUAUGAAAAAUUAUCUCGACAAGAAAGACGAAUGGACGAGGCAAGAGAAGCUUAGAAGGUACAAAGAGAGAAAACUCGAUCUAGAAGAGCACGAAUCUUCCCUCUCAGACAACUCGAGUGCAGACUUGCCAGAGAGCUUGAGCUCUUCUUACACAAGCGACUUUACGUCGGUCAUUACCACCGAAGACGAGAUAGAAAUAGAGGAAACCUUUUACAAACUUUAUCCAGAGCCCGAGCCACUCGACGAUUGGGAAAGCGAAGAGUCGGCUAAUCAAAAGUUCGCUAUGCAGAUCGAAGCUGAUUUCGAGAGAUCCUCGCAAAAUUUGAUUUUCAUGGCCAAUUUUUUCAAGGACGAAAACAUUCCCUGGAUUAAAGUCGACGCGAGUCCCAAAGCUAACAAAGUAUUUAUAAAAACGUCGCUCAUUUUAUCUCCCCACAUCCAAAGAAACGCGUCGCUACUCGAAAUCACCCACGAACUGGACAACUUAACUGCAGAAAAUUUACUAUCGAGUGGCUACUUCUUCCUCAGCUCUUUCGGCAGAUUCUGUCCCGUCCAGUCGUUUAACGGAACGAACCCGUUUCAAAUGUUCGUGCCUCUCGCGAGCAAGGGCCAGAUAUUCACCGUUCUUCAUCGCCAGUACGUAUACUUUCUAUCGGGCGAAGCAGCUCUUUUGGAAUUCAAAAAAGAUCCACUGAAGUACCUGAUUGGUCAAGAUUCCCAACACCCCAUGAUCCCAGCCUUGAUAUCGAUAAUAGGCCCGCCGAAGUGCGGGAAAAGCACUCUGGCCAACAGAUUCGCCUCGACUUACAGCUUCGAGGUAGUUUCCUGCCACGAAGCCAUAAACUACGUUCUCGACAAUUUUGCAGCCACAAAUCUGUCCAGCUCUAUAAGAAAGAAUUUCCAAAACGGAGACACAGCGACGCCUUGUCAACUCGCCGCUGCGAUCAAGCUUUUCCUCUCCAACCCCAAGUGCGUCACGCAAGGCUGCGUUUUCGACGGAUUUCCCGCAAGCUCAGAAGAGGCGCAAGCUUUAGCUUCUCUGGCUAUCAUCCCGGCCGUCGUCGUCGACCUGAAAGCUCCGUUCAAGUUCACCUUCGAGUGCAUAGAACACGACCCCAACCACGUCUACUCGAGCCCCUCGCAUUUUCAAGAUUUCGAGAGCUGGAAAACCGACGCGCAGGAGUAUCGAACGUGGCUCGCUGAGCAGUACGGAAACGUCGUCAAGGUCGACGCCACGAGGAGCAAAGCCGCCGUGUGGCGACGCGCGGACGAACACGUGCGUUACAUGUUCGGAAAAUUUUUCGAUUACGUACGCGAGGUCGGCUACGAGAAGGUUCACGAUCUCGAGAGCCUGUGCGUCACUCCGCGAGCAAUUCAAAAUAGGACCAGCCGCUUCCAGCUCUACUGCCCCGGCUGCGCCUACUUCGACGAAACUUUCCUAUCUCCCAAUCUCUCGAAGAGCCGCAAAGGCCUCCUACAGUUCCGCGAGCACUUCUACUGGUUCUGCGACAGACACUCGACUGCUUUCGUUCAAGCUCCACACAGACACCUCCGGCUCUUCGAAAAGCUCGACUUGCCCGAUACUCACCCCGAAAUCCUGGCGCACGACGUCGUCGACCUCGAGAACUCCUUCUGGUCCAGCCGACUGGCGAACGGCGGCUACUGCCUCGUGACUUACGCCUCGCAGCUUCCCUCCCGCGUACUGAUCCGAGGCAAGCCGAGUCUCGGCGUACUCUACAAGGACCGACUGCACCUGUUCUGCAGCGAGGCUUGUCGCGGCAAGUUCCGCGCGGGAUUUCCCGGCUACUCGGAACUAGAGAUCCACUUUCCGCGAACGCUGGAGCAGCUGCGGGUGAAGAACCUACCGACGCGAGGCUAUCUCGAGCAGACGCUUGCCAAGCCGCUCGCCAGAGCCGUGAGCCGCGUCGGCGAGCUGAGGCCCAAACUGCCGGGAAUGUCGUCCCGUGACUCGGCCGCCGUUUUUAUCGGCGCUUAUUUGAAGGCGCGUAGCGGCGGAGACGAUGCCGAGGCGCUGAGACGGAUAGAGGCGAGGUGUCGAGUUUUUAGGGACGCUACGGAGGCUGUGAAGAAAAAGGUGAACCCGUGGGUGGUGCAGAAGGUUGGCCAGGGGGACGAGAGGGUUGUGAAGAUCGACGAUUUCGCAGGGAAGGAGGUGUCGAAGGUCGACCUGUUUGAGUUCGCGACGGUCAAGUUUAGGAGGACAUCGCCCACGCAAUCGCUUAUAGAGACCGAUGAGAGCAGCGAUUGAGUGUGUAUAAUUUUUUUGGGGGAAUAAAAGUUCGUUGUUAAGCUGAAA
This is a messenger RNA of Nasonia vitripennis (jewel wasp), 5678 nucleotides long. Its product is annotated as adenylate kinase 9-like. Gene Ontology annotation, biological process: nucleobase-containing compound metabolic process. Gene Ontology annotation, molecular function: ATP binding; AMP kinase activity. Gene Ontology annotation, cellular component: cytoplasm. Lineage: Eukaryota; Metazoa; Arthropoda; Insecta; Hymenoptera; Pteromalidae. The record is from RefSeq and is a predicted model, not a curated record. The transcript is spliced from 2 exons. Bases 150 to 5630 code for a protein of 1826 amino acids.